AAUUGAAUAUCCAUCACUAAAAAGAUACAAAUGGUAAUAAUGGCUCCUAUGAUCUCCUGACGUUAUAGUAUGGUUAUUUUCUUACAGAAUUUGACAUAUCGGACAUAUGUGAAAAUGUAAAGAUGCAUGUUCAAAAGUUUGCCUUCUAUUGCCGUCAUGAUGAACAAAGUUACAAAAAAGCGGUUCUGAGCAACAAUGUCGAUGUAAUUGACCACAAGUGAUGUCAUGACUCGUGCUGUUUCUCGGUCACGACUUCCAACCCUUAUAUCUAUUAUAUCUUCCUGGGCAUCAGGUAGUAUUCAAAUCAACUCUGCAUCAACACUCUUCGCCGGAAAUAGUGAAAUUGUUUAACUCACUUGUACCGCAACAUGACCGACUCACAGUUCCAAAAGGGGCACGAAGUCCCCGUGACUCAUCAGGAAUUUCCCGGCAAGGAGCACAAACUGCCUUUACAAGCCCAGUAUGACACCCUGCCCACCGACGAGGGCGGGUAUCAGAAGUACAAGGCCGCCGGCAAGCUGCAGGGCAAGAAAGCCCUCAUCACGGGCGGCGACUCAGGAAUCGGCCGGGCAACCGCCAUCCUGUUCGCUUUGGAGGGCGCCGACUCCUUCAUCGUCUACCUCCCGGACGAGGAGAAGGAUGCGCAAGAGACGAAACGCAUGGUCGAAUCGCACGGGCAGCAAUGUCACCUCCUGUCCACCGACCUGACUAGCAAGGAUAACUGUAAAACGGUCGUUGAUGAAGCGCUGAAAAAGCUAGGCGGCAUCAACAUCCUUUUUAACAACGCCGCAUACCAACUGGUGAAGAGCAACAUCCACGAAUUGAGCGAGGACCAAUGGCUACACACCUUCAACACCAACAUCCACCCAUUCUUCUACCUCUCCAAAUACGCCCUCCCGCACAUGGGUCGCGGAUCCACCAUCAUCAACAACGCCAGCAUCAACGCCUACAUCGGGCGACCGGACCUGCUGGACUACACCUCGACGAAAGGCGCCAUCGUCUCCUUCACGCGCGGGCUGAGCAACCAAUUCGUGGACAAAGGCAUCCGGGUCAACGCCGUGGCCCCCGGCCCCGUGUGGACGCCUCUGAUCCCGUCGACCAUGGACGACGAGGCGCAGAAGUCGUUCACGAGCCCCAUGGGCCGGCCCGCGCAGCCGAGCGAGGUGGCCGCGUGCGUCGUAUUCCUUGCGGCGGCGGACAGCUCGGCAAUCAGCGGCCAGACGAUCCAUUGUAAUGGAGGCGUUAUUGUCAAUGGUUAAGGAGGUGGUGUCGCUCGUGCGGAAUGAGAGAGAUUAGGGGGAGGGGAAAUACCCCCCCAAAAACCUGGGUGUGACUGCGAGGUUAUAUGAUAAAAAGGCUUCGUUAGGCUACCGUAUUAAUGAAUUAUGAGAUCUAUGAUAACAUCUCGGUUCCGUUAGCCCGUGAUUGUUGAGUAUUACCCCGGCCCAAACUACUUGGCCGGGAUUAAAAGUCUUGACAUCCAGUGCGCAGUGAUUAUAACCUUGCCUCAUUUGAGAUUCGUGGUAAAACU
Annulohypoxylon truncatum is the source of this 1531-nucleotide messenger RNA. RefSeq names its product NAD(P)-binding protein. NCBI's taxonomy places the organism in Eukaryota, Fungi, Ascomycota, Sordariomycetes, Xylariales, Hypoxylaceae. Gene Ontology annotation, molecular function: oxidoreductase activity. The transcript has 3 exons. The record is from RefSeq and is a predicted model, not a curated record. Bases 369 to 1259 code for a protein of 296 amino acids.